CAACCUCGAUCUCUGCAUGCAUGUCCUGUCCCGCCUCCGCGCCCGUCCGUCUCUCUGCUUCCUGGCAUCGCCUCUCGCAUGUGCCACCGUUUCUCCGGUUAGCUUCCGCUCGCCGCCCCCCUGCGCCCAUCGCCACCCUCUCUUCCAUUGCCCCGGAGACCCCAAGAGGCCAAGCCUCUGUGGCCAGGGAGGAGGCGGAGGCGGCCACAGGAGAUGGUGGGUUUGGAGCUCGGUAACAGAGGCCUCGUGCUGCGCCUGGCCCUGCUCGCUGCCCUCGCCGGCUUCGCUGCCGCCGGAUUCAUCUCAAAUGAAGCGCUCCUCUCGCCCGGCGGCGCCGGCCGGAGCUUGCUGCAGACCAAGAAGGAUUGCCCGGUGACCUUCGACGGCGCCAACUACACGAUCAUCACGAGCCGGUGCAAGGGUCCGCUGUACCAGGCGGCGCUGUGCUGCGAGGCGCUCAAGGACUUCGCGUGCCCCUACGCCGUCUACAUCAACGACCCGGCCACAAACUGCGCCGCCACCAUGUUCAGCUUCAUCCACCUCUACGGCAAGUACCCGCCGGGCCUCUUCGCCAACACCUGCAGGGAAGGCAACAGCGGGCUCAAGUGCCCCGACGACAUCCCGCAGGUCCAGCCGGGCCAGGAGGGCAAGAGCGCCGCCGCAUCCGCUGUGCCGGUGGCCAUGUUGACGGCCGGCGCCACGGCCUUGUCCGUGCUCAUUGUAUUGUCUUGAUCUGUUGAUCUGGUUGUCGUGGCCAGAAAGCAUGUAACUGGGAAACCGUGCUUCGGUGCCGAUUUCUGCUGCAUGCGUAUGUAAAAACUGAAUUCUUCACAGGGUGGUAAUUGACCGAUUAACAUUUUAACUGCCGUAGGUUGUUGAUUUUUUUUUUCUUCACAGUGCAUGAACCCAUGUUGCUAUGGAAAGGGGCAGAAAAUUGUAUGUCGGGUCAUUCCUGAAGAAACAUGAUUAGUACACUGUUAAUUUAUAGAUACCUAA
Brachypodium distachyon (stiff brome) is the source of this 996-nucleotide messenger RNA. RefSeq names its product GPI-anchored protein LLG1. Lineage: Eukaryota; Viridiplantae; Streptophyta; Magnoliopsida; Poales; Poaceae. The coding region runs from base 214 to 732 and encodes 172 amino acids. The record is from RefSeq and is a predicted model, not a curated record. The transcript has 3 exons.